Messenger RNA from Asparagus officinalis (garden asparagus), 378 nucleotides. RefSeq lists its product as uncharacterized. NCBI's taxonomy places the organism in Eukaryota, Viridiplantae, Streptophyta, Magnoliopsida, Asparagales, Asparagaceae. The transcript has a single exon. Bases 1 to 378 code for a protein of 125 amino acids. The record is from RefSeq and is a predicted model, not a curated record.
AUGUUGGGGUGCAAGCCUGCUGCUACACCGGUUGAUCAGAGCUUCAGGCUAAGUGCUGAGGCAGGAGAACCUGUUGAUCGUGAGAGAUAUCAUAGAUUGGUGGGCAGGCUGAUCUACUUGAGUCACACACGUCCAGACAUCUUAUUUGCGGUAAACGUAGUGAGUCGCUACAUGCAUGAUCCGAGGAAGGGUCAUAUGGAUGCAGUAUAUCAGAUACUGAGGUAUCUGAAGGGUGCCCCUGGCAAAGGACUAAGAUUCAGGAGGAGUAGCCAUGUGAACAUUGAGGGCUACUGUGACUCAUAUUGGGCUGGCUGCGGAGAUAAUCGGAGGUCUACCUCAGGGUAUUGUAUAUUUGUAGAAGGCAACUUAGUCUCCUAA